Molecule: messenger RNA, 467 nt
Organism: Oppiella nova
Lineage: Eukaryota; Metazoa; Arthropoda; Arachnida; Sarcoptiformes; Oppiidae
Source: the annotation of a GenBank genome assembly
GAGUGGUUCGCAUGUGAUUCACAUCUGUUUUGUUGACAUUUGUGGCAACAUUUGGGAACCGAUUGUGUUGUCAACACUCGCAACACAUCCCACAUCACCACACAAUGAAGACGUGUCUUCAGAUGAAAGCGAGUCUCGAAAAUGUGACAAAUCUGGUGCCAACUGGUGAUGACUUUCGCUGGUAUUUGAAGUUUAAGUGCAAUAAUUGUGGCGAAGAGUCCGAUAAAUGGAUUUAUUUAUCGCUUGAGGAGAAGUUCCCGAUGAAGGGAUCCAAAGGUGAGGCGCAUCUGGUGUCCAAAUGCAAGAUGUGUUCACGUGAUUGUUCCGUCGGUAAUGGACAGCGAGUUAUCACUCAUAUCAUACCAGAGAUGAUCACUCAAUACACGUCCGACGACUCGAAUUCAUUUAAGACAAUCUGUGGCUUCGACUGCAGGGGUGUCUCCGUAAUAGACUUCUCCCCGCGGGUG